GGAACGCAAGAGUGAGACAAAUAGAUUUGGAAAAUGGUGAAUGGACGGCGGAUGCCCGUCAGUCCGUUUUUAGCAGCUGUUUUAAUUGACCGUUCAGUGCAUUAAUACGUAACCUUUGUCUUGCAAUAAUCAACUAAAAAUUCUAGUGACAUCAAUUCAUCCAUAAAUCUAACACUGCGCGUUUGUAAAAGUGGAGGUAUAAGAACAAAAGAUAUUGCGUGCGUCGUGUCUUGCCGUGACGUAACUGGAUUUCUAUUUUCCGUGAAUAACUGUUCAUGCACCGCUACGGUGGUGCGUAGAUGAUUGGUGUCUGCUCGAGUGUAGUUUGACGGCCACCAUCAUGUGGGAAGUGGACUCCGACACGGGGUCGCACAGUGUGUCAUCGGAUGGACUGCGUCGACGGCAAGGAUGGGACCCCGACGGAGAGAGCCUGGCUUCUCAGAUGGACGAGCUGGACGAGGUGCUCGCCGAGGAGGAGGAGGGCUGCCCGCUGCCCUCCACGCCAGAAGAUCAGCAUCUCCUAGAUGCAGAGAUGGCUGAAGUCCUCAAAGCAGGAGUGCUUUCAGACGAGAUCGAUCUUGGAGCUCUCGCCCACAAUGCCGCGGAACAAGCUGAGGAAUUCGUCCGCAAAGUGUGGGAAGCCUCAUGGAAUGUAUGUCACUUCAGACAUCUGCCCCGCUGGCUGCAGGAUAAUGACUACCUACACAAGGGCCACAGACCACCUCUGCCUUCGUUCAGCGCGUGUUUCGCUUCAAUUUUCCGAAUUCAUACUGAAACAGGCAACAUCUGGACCCAUUUGCUUGGCUGCGUAGCAUUUAUUGGAGUAGCUAUCUACUUCCUGUCCCGCCCCUCAAUAGAGAUACAAAUGCAGGAGAAAAUGAUCUUUGGUGUAUUCUUUGUGGGCGCAAUUGUGUGUCUUGGUUUUUCAUUUGCUUAUCACACCCUAUACUGCCACUCGGAGAUGGUUGGAAAGCUAUUUUCUAAGCUGGAUUACUGUGGAAUUGCUCUGCUCAUCAUGGGCUCAUUUGUUCCAUGGUUGUAUUACAGUUUCUACUGCCACUACCGGCCGAAAAUCAUUUAUUUAUCAGUAGUGGUUGUCUUAGGAAUAUUGUCUAUAAUAGUGUCCCUUUGGGACAGAUUUUCGGAGCCUCGACUACGACCUCUUCGAGCGGGAGUGUUCAUGGGUUUCGGGCUGUCAGGCAUUGUACCUGCCAUCCAUUAUGGUGUCACAGAAGGUUGGUUCAGUCAAGUAAGUAAGGCUUCACUAGGCUGGUUAGUUCUGAUGGGUUUGUUGUACAUUUUGGGUGCUAUGUUCUAUGCUCUGAGGGUCCCUGAAAGAUGGUUCCCAGGAAAGUGUGACAUCUGGUUCCAGUCUCAUCAAAUUUUCCAUGUGCUUGUGAUUGUAGCAGCUUUCGUGCACUAUCACGGCAUCAGUGAACUGGCCUCAUACCGAGUCACAGUUGGAGAAUGCAGUAUGCCUCCCUCAUCAAUCGCAUUCUAGCCCCUCCCUGAACCAAAUGUGAUAGUAGACCAUAGAUAAAUUUAAGUAGAUAUGAACAUUCAAUAGCUUCAUUGUAUAUUUUUUAAAUCUUUUAAUUUUAACAUGUUUUUAUAAAGUAAAUUACCAGUUUGGUUAUAAUUGCAUACACCUAUCUAAUUAAAACAAAACCUAAUGAGGCUGAUAAGGAUAACAAUCUUUGGAGGAAUUAAGUUAAUGAUAAUGGGCUACAUCUAUUGGGUAUUUUUUGGGGAAUAUAUUUUGUUUUGUUAUAAUUUACUUAACUUAGGAUGAUAGACUGUAAGGUAGGUCCAUUUUGUUGGUUUCUUACACAAUAUUGCACUGUAAUCUUGCACAUUAUUUUAAAAUUCCCUUUCUAGUACACAUAGAUAGAUAACACCUUUUCUAUGCAAGUUUUACAUCAAUUUUUACUUUUACAAUACUUACGAGCUUAUUUUUUGGUAUAUUGUAUGUACUUAAAUUAUUUUUGCCUACACUCCUUGCACUAAUGUUAAGACCAAUGUUAGGAAAGUUAGAGUUUAGGCUGGACCACAAAUUUUCCUGGAUUCCAUAGUUCUUCCAAGUUCCAACAUUUGUCUUUAUUGUUCUUCCGCAAGGCUUCGUCGACUGCAUGUGUUGGAAUCAUUGUGCAAGAUAGGUUUCAUGCUCUAGUAAGCUACAGCACGUCAUCAUUUCUAGUUGCCAUGUACAUUAAUCAAAGAACUAUUUGUAUCUUCAUAAUAUUCCAAUUGUAUUGCUGAAUCUCAGUGUUGUUUUUGAAGGUUAUUCUUUAUUUUUUUAUUAAUAUUACAGUAAAGCCAUGGUCUAAUGGAUGAUAGGCUCUUCAAGUGACACUAGUUUCUGUACAACAUUCCAUCAGAUAUUCCUGUUUAUUUAGCUAUGUUAUUUAUUUUUCGAAUCAUUCAUUGUAUCAUUUAACUAGUUCUGUGGUCUGCAUUAGAUGUUAAAAUAUGAAUUAAUUGAAAGUAUAUUCUAAAUUGUUGUAAGUGUUCAUAUGUGUAAAGAUUUUAUGAGAAAGAAAAUGUAAAAAAAAAGAUUUGUGAUGUAUAUUUCAAAGCUGAGCUCUAUCUUGAAAAGUACAUUGUAAUAUUAAAGUCGUAAAGUUGGAAAUCCAAAUUGCUUUAUUUUUGUGUUUAUGUGGGGAAAAAAAUAUUAUUUUAAUUUGUGAGUUUUUGUGAAUAUAUUUUCUUAAAAUCUCAUAAAAUUAUUGUAUAGACUGCGUCUUAAUAUAGAAAAGUAAUUGUAGUGAUGUUCUGCUUUGUCGAUUGUAAAGAGUGGUGUUUAAAAGAUACCAAUAUAUAUUUCUAAUCCCAACAUUGGCAUAUCAACGUGUCUAACAACGAGAGACAAUAUUUUUCAAAUGUUUUGGUGCAAGUUUAAUUUAUAAUAUUUUUUAUUAUCAGUAUUAAUCUGGCAAUCGAAAAAGCACUGCGAGAUUAUGUUUCUUUUCUAUUUUAACUUUAUUGGCCGUUUUGUGAAAUAAAAUUAUAUUUAAGAUUAAUGUAAAUGGUGUAACCAAUGAUACGAGUAGGAAUGUUCUAAGAAUGGGCACAAAAGUGGUAUAAUUUUAGUUCACGUGGCCUGUACAGCGUGACUGUCAAGGUUAGGGCAAUAGCAACAACAUACUUGUAAUGCUUAGAAAUAUCUGCUUUCACUAUUCUUUGGGAAAAAAUUGUUAAGUGUUUUCUUUUUGACGGGAUAACAUUAAGAUUAUGCAAUAAAAACAUUAAAAACCA
Molecule: messenger RNA, 3255 nt
Organism: Pectinophora gossypiella (pink bollworm)
Lineage: Eukaryota; Metazoa; Arthropoda; Insecta; Lepidoptera; Gelechiidae
Gene: AdipoR
Product: adiponectin receptor protein
Exons: 1
Coding region: 341-1501 (386 amino acids)
Biological process (GO): adiponectin-activated signaling pathway
Cellular component (GO): plasma membrane
Molecular function (GO): signaling receptor activity
Source: RefSeq, a predicted model, not a curated record